This is a messenger RNA of Alnus glutinosa, 2034 nucleotides long. RefSeq names its product receptor like protein 22-like. Gene Ontology annotation, molecular function: protein binding. The coding region runs from base 1 to 2034 and encodes 677 amino acids. The record is from RefSeq and is a predicted model, not a curated record. The transcript has a single exon. Lineage: Eukaryota; Viridiplantae; Streptophyta; Magnoliopsida; Fagales; Betulaceae.
AUGAGCUCUACGAUACCUAAUAUUUUGGCAAAUUUGUCUUCUUUAACGCACCUCGGUCUUUAUUAUUGUGGUUUGCACGGGGAAUUUCCAAAAGACAUCUUAAAGCUAUCAAAGUUACGGCAUCUUGAUGUGGGAUACAAUGAAGGCCUCACCGGUUAUUUGCCUGACUUUACAUGGAGUAGUCCGCUUGAGACAUUGGAUCUCUCAUCAACGAGUUUCUCAGGUGAGCUACCCGCUUCCACAAGAAACUUUAGCUUCCUGACUUACUUGAGUAUGCCGGGUUGCAAUUUUUCGCGGCCCAUUCCAUCUUCACUUGGUAACCUCACUAAACUCAUUGUUCUUUACCUUUCCGAUAACUAUUUUGUGGGUAAUGUUCCGCAUUCACUUGGAAACCUUGUUCAACUAUCUUCUUUAGACAUUUCCAACAAUCAAUUGACAGGUCCAGUCCCUUUAAUUCUUGGAAACCUUGUUCAACUAUCUUCUUUAUACAUUUCCCACAAUCAAUUGACAGGUCCAGUCCCUUUUGAGGUUUUAAACUUACCACAACUGUGGCAUGUUGAUCUUAGCUAUAAUUUUUUGCACGGUGAAAUGCAUCUUGGGCUUAUGAACGGGACACGAUUGGCCUUCCUUAAACUGAACAACAAUCGGUUAAGUGGCCCACUACUUACUUUUGGGCCUACAACUCUACAAUAUCUGGAUCUUUCUAAUAACUUGUUCACAAGCUUUGGUCAACAUCCAACUUUUCUUCCAUGGACUCAUCUAAAAUUUCUUGAUCUCAGAUCCAAUUCGCUCAAAGGAUCACUUCCUAUUCUGCCAAUCAAUACUUCACAUUUUUAUAUUUCAAACAACUCAUUGACCGGAAAUAUACCAGAAUUAUUUUGCAAUCUGAGAUCUCUCGAAGUCCUUGAUUUGGCUAGUAACAACUUAAGUGGUUCACUUCCUCGAUGCUCGGGCAACUUUGGUGAUUCUCUAUUAAUACUUGAUUUGCAAAGGAACAAAUUUGAAGGAAGCAUUCCAAAAAAUUGGAUAAAAGGAGGCCAAUUGAAGAUAAUCAAGUUUAGUCAAAACAAAUUUCAAGGGAAUUUACCGAGAUCACUGGCCAAGUGUACGAUGCUAAAGGUCCUUGAUCUUAGUGAUAACCAAUUCAAUGGUGGAUUUCCAUUUUGGUUGGGACGUCUUCCAAAUUUAGAGGUCCUCAUUUUACGGUCAAAUAAAUUCAACGGUUCAAUGGGGACAAUUCAAACUUAUUUUAAGUUUCCCAGAAUACGAAUCUUUGACAUCUCCUACAAUGAUUUUAUGGGAAUACUGCCAUUAAGACUUCUUGAGAAUUGGAAGGCUAGACAAAUUGAGAAUGUGGGUUUGUUACCAUAUAUUUAUGAAGAUCAAUUAACCAAAAUACAAACUAGUGGUGGAUUCUAUACCUAUUAUUCUAAGACGUAUACUUACUCCAUGAAUUUGACAAACAAAGGCAUGAAUAUGUUCUACGAGAAGGUCCUUGAAUUGUUCAUAGCCAUUGACUUCUCAUGCAACAAAUUUGUCGGUGAGGUUCCGAAAUCUAUUGAAAAUUUGAAGGGAGUUCAGUUGCUCAAUCUUUCCAAUAACUAUCUUAACGGUCCCAUCCCACCAUCUUUAGGGAACCUUCUAGCUUUGGAAGCGUUGGACCUUUCUCAAAACAAGUUAUCAGGGGAGAUUCCACAACAACUAACACAACUUACUUUCUUAGGAUUCUUCGAUGUUUCUCAUAAUAAUCUCACGGGACCUAUACCACAAGGGAAACAAUUUGGUACAUUUGAGAACAAUUCAUUUGAAGGGAAUCCAGGGUUGUGUGGGAGACCAUUGACAAAGACAUGCAGGAAUUCUGAUGAGCCGACUUCUCAACCUUCAAUCUUUGAAGAAAGUCAAAAUUCUGGAUCACCAUUUGAAUUUGGUUGGAAAAUAAUUGUUAUUGGAUAUGGAUUUGGAUUUGUUGUUGGAGUAAUAAUUGGGCCCAUUGUGAUCGCAAGGAAGCAUGAUUGGUUAAUGAAGACCUUCUGA